This is a messenger RNA of Mizuhopecten yessoensis (Yesso scallop), 2470 nucleotides long. Its product is annotated as U3 small nucleolar ribonucleoprotein protein MPP10-like. The transcript is spliced from 12 exons. NCBI's taxonomy places the organism in Eukaryota, Metazoa, Mollusca, Bivalvia, Pectinida, Pectinidae. Gene Ontology annotation, biological process: rRNA processing. The record is from RefSeq and is a predicted model, not a curated record. Bases 24 to 2285 code for a protein of 753 amino acids. Gene Ontology annotation, cellular component: small-subunit processome; Mpp10 complex; sno(s)RNA-containing ribonucleoprotein complex.
AUUUAGGAUUACCCAAAACCAAUAUGGCGCUGCCCUGGGAAAACCUCGUGACGAAGACACUGCAAAACUUUUUAGAGUUGACAGAUCGGCCAGAGGAGUUUUUGAGUGUCCAAGAAAAACUUUACAGACAGUUCAAAGAUGCUACAAAAGGUGUCUACGACCUUUCGAAAUCGUCAGAGUCUGGUAGCAGAGCUGCAUCAGAUAGCUCCCUGCCAGAACUCAUCAUACAGAACUUUGAUGAGGAACAGAUCUGGCAGGAAUUGGAACUACAGAACAGUUUUACUGUUGAUGGACUUAUGUCCCAGAUUCCCUCACUCACAACCCAGAGAGAACCACUAUCCUUCUGCAGGAGAAAGGCAGAAAAACUAAGAGAGAAAGCUGAAAUUGACAACAAGUCAAUACCAGUUGAUGAAACAAAAGCUAAAAAGCAGACCAAAAUGUCACAAAAAGGCAAAAAAAAAUCACAGGAUGACAUUUUAGAAGGUUUUGAUGAAGAUGAAAAUGAGAAUGCAUUAGGUAAUAUUGAUGAAGAUGAUAGUGAUGAGGAAACAGGUAGUGAGGAUUCCGAUACUGAAUUAAAUAGAAUCAAAUCCAGACUAAAAGCUAGUAUGGAUGAUGAUGAAGAUGAGAAUGAUGAUGACUUAGACUUCGACUUUGGUAACCUGGAAAAUGAUGUUGAUGAUCAGAGUGGUGGAGAAGAUGAUGAGGAAGACGAAAGUCAAAAUGCACCAAUUAGCGAUGAAGACAUUUCUGAUAAAAAGGACCAAAUGUCACAAAAACAAAAACCCAAACCUAGUCGGUCAAAGGGCAGUGUAGUUGAUGACAAAUUCUUCAAAUUAGCAGAUAUGGCAACAUUUUUAGAUCAAGAGGAUGCUCGGGAAGAAAGGGAACGGAAGAAGGCAGAUUCACAACACGGUGAGGAGGAGGAAUCUGAAUCUGAGGAUGAUGAAGAUAUUAACAUGUUUGAGGCAUUUCCCUCGGAUAACGAAGAAUCGGAGACUGGUGGUAGAACGGCUAGAUACCAGGACUUCUUUGAUCCGCCAGAGGAAGCAGGGGAUGAUAACUCUAAUAGAAAGAAAAGGGUCCAGUUUACAGAGACAGAGGAGGAUGUUAAUGAUGAUGAAGAAGACGAUGAUUUAAGUGAUAAUGAGGAAGAUGACAUGGAAGAUGAUGAUGAUGAUGAGGAGGAGGAGGAGGAGGAGAUAACAGAAGGAUCUAGGGGUCGUGACCUUCUAGGGGGUAGUGACAGUGAGGAAGGGGAGGCUGUUGAAGACAUCCUUGGAGGAAAGCAGAAAGACAACAAAUCAUCUUUUGAGAAACGACAAGAAAAGCUCAAGCAAAAGAUCUGCCAGAUGGAGGAUGCUAGUUUAGACCAGAAGGCCUGGCAGCUGAAGGGAGAGGUCAUGUCGACCAACCGACCAGAAAACAGUCUGCUGGAAGAACAUCUUGCAUUUGAACACACAACCAAACUUGCACCAGUGGUUACCCAAGAAACCACUAAGAAAUUGGAGGACAUCAUUAUACAGAGGGUAAAAGACAAGGCAUAUGAUGAUGUGGAACGCAAAAUCAAGCCAAAGGAGGACCCCUAUGAGUACAAAAAGCGGAUAGUUCUAAACCAGGAGAAAGGCAAGCAGAGUCUUGGAGAAAUUUAUGAGCAGGAGUAUCUAAAACAACAGAAAGAGGAAGAAGAGGAGAAGACAGAUCCUGACCAUGAGGAAAUAAAGAAGAUGAUGCAGACAUUAUUUGUUAAGCUAGAUGCCCUCUCAAAUUUCCACUACACACCAAAGCCGGCGGCUCCCGAAAUGAAGAUUGUAUCAAAUCUGCCAUCCAUACAAAUAGAGGAAGUAGCACCUGUCAGUGUUAGCGACUCCAAGAUGCUGGCUCCUGAAGAAGUUCAGGACAAAACUAAGGGAGAACUAAUGGCCAAGACAGAAAAAUCUGUUACUGAUCGCAAGAGAGACCGCAGGAAGAAGAAAACAGAUAAAAAGAAAAAGAAUGCAGAAAUAGAAAAGAGGCAAGCUUUGUUAGAGAAGACCCACCCUGGAAUUGGGAAAAAGGCAGGAAAGAAGAAAGCCCUUAAAGGCUUGGAGAAACAGAGCAAGUCUGGUGGAGGGCUGACUAUCCUCAAGGAAAACCAGCAGAAGAAGGGUGCAAACCUGACCUCUUCAAAGACAUUUUUCACCCAACUCCAGGAGGAGGUGACCACUCAAAUCCGUAGUAAGACCUCUCAGAAACGGAAACCUGGCAAAGAUGACGGCCGAUCAGCCAAGAAAUUCAAACUGUAGGGAAUAGCUAAAGGAACAGAGAAACAAUGUAAUAAAGGAAUCAAGAAAAUUAUAAAUGGAGAGGAUUGUCACAGUGAAAAGGAAAACAUUGAAAUUAAUUACUAAAAAUAAUCCAAGUGUAGGGGAUAGCAAAAAUGACAUGGAAUGGGGCUGAUUGGAAUAAAAAAAAAUCUUUUGUUUUCCUA